GAGGUUGAUUUUGAUGCAUCUUCAGCAACAUGUUUUCAGCUCUUUGAGGGCAGUCUGUAUGCUUGAUUUUUGGAUCCAUCUGGUUAUAAUUGCAGGCAAGCCCCACCCUAAAAACAUUUUAAAAGCAAAAACAUGAAAAACAGAUAUGAAAGUAUUAAACUAAAUAUUAAAUGGACAAUCCCAUAUAUUUAAGCAGUGUUUGCUACAGUUACAAGUGAAAUCUUUAUUAUUUUUACGGAUUUUUCAGCAUCAUCAUCGGCCAUUUCCUGCAAAUGGAACAAAAGGCGACUGUUCUCGUCCACUGUAGACUUUAAGUUGGCAUUUCCUGGCAUGGCAGCUCGGGGGUUAAACGUGUCUCCUCCCCUCUCUGCUGGCCAGACGGUGACGAGCUCAGGUGACAGUUCACCGUGCAGACUCACAGUGCAGACUCCGGGCAUCUCGAAGCAUCAUACAAAUGUGGGUGGGGUCCCUUUGAUGCGCAACCAGACAGCAAUGUGCACUCCACAGAAAAGCAACAAAAAGUCCAUUUAAACUUCAGUAAGAACCAAACAGCCUGCAGGAGGAGAAGGGGGUAGGGGUGUGGGCUCUGUUUUUUUUUCUCUCUCAGGCAAAGAUUAGGGAGGUAUAGAAUUACAUAAAGCUAUAAGGAACCCUGACUGGACAAAAACUGAAAAGGUACAGGGGGAAGUCUUCGAGUCGUGAGUAGGACUUUCAUUUACACAUUCUCCCCUUAUUGUGGGUUUUUUUCUUGUGCAUCUCUUCCACUACGCAUCUUAUCAUCAUGGCAUGGCCGUGCAUAACGCGUGCUUGCUGCAUCAACCGCUUCUGGACCGAGCUGGACAAAGCGGACAUCGCGGUGCCUUUGGUUUUCACCAAAUACUCGGAUGUGGCCGACGUGCAGCAUAUCCCCCAUCACCCGCAGCCGAAGCAGAAGAGGGCCGGUGCCAUUGCCAUAGAAACCCAGCCCCAUCACGGCGAGCAGGAGGCUGGGAAGGCACCGCCCGCGACGGGUGCCGCAGCGGGCAAAGAUGGCUCUACUGCGUCCGUCAUGCGCCAAGACUUCAAGGCGUGGAAAGUGCGCCCCGAGCCCAGCUGCAAGCCCAGAAAUGAAUACCAUCCCUCCGUGACCCCGUUCAACACCGAAACUCAGUAUCAGAAGGAUUAUAAGCCCUGGCCUAUAUCGAAGAAGCACGAUCACCCCUGGAUCCCCAAACCAAGCCCCACCGCCACCUCCGGCGGGCGAGAUGGGAGCGCAAAGCUGGAACAAGGGGCCGUCGAGGCCGAGACCGGCGUGGAGAAGAGCGAGAUUGAGGAGAAAAUGCAGGAGAAAGAGGCCAAAGUAGAGGCCAAAGCAGAGGCUAAGGAGACGGUGAAGAAAGCCGCAAAGAGGGAAAAGUCAUCGGAGAGGAAAACGGGUGAGAAGACGGAGGCACAGGUGCCUGCAGAUGUGAGCGCCGAGCAGAGGAGAGGCAGAGCAGCGGCAGAUGCUCUCAACAGACAGAUAAAGGAGGUUAUGUCGACUUCUAGCAGCUACAGGACCGAGUUCAAGGCGUACAAGGAUGUGAAGCCAGUGAAGCCCAUCAAAGCUCCAUCUCAGUUUAAACCCCCUGAAGAGGAGACCAGUCUGGAGACCAGCUACAGUGCCACAUACAAGGGGGAGCAGGUGAAGGUUCUCUCUACUGACAACAAGAUGAAAGAGCGCAGGAGGAUACGCAGCCUGUACAGUGAGCCAGGCAAGGAGCCCACCAAGGUGGACAAACCAGUGUCUCGCACCAAACCAAAAAAGACACCAACAACAACAACAGGGAAGAUGGUGAAAAAAUCAAAAGAGAAGCAGAUUGCUAGUUCCCAGUCGGCCAAGAAGAAACCCUCUUUGAGCACCCCAGAACCUACACCACAGGGAGCUGUCACAAAGAAGAGCAAAGAGAUAAGCAAUAGACUGGCUGAAGCAAAGCAGUAAAAGUUACAUCUCUGCAUCGUGUCGUUUAUUUUGCAAAAUCAAAGGCUACUUGACAAACGAGGCAAAUCUCUUCCCUUUGGUUUAUUUCCUUACCUGUUGUCUUUGCCAUCUUGUCAUUUACUGUUCACCUCUGAAUGGGCACUAAUGUUGAGCUUUUAGAAUAAUGCAAAUAAUUUCACUGUAAACUGAGUGUGUGCGUGUGUGUGUGUGUGGAAGUGUGUGUGUGUGAAAGUUUGGGAUCCCUUGUAUUUUGGUGCACAGAACCGCUUUAUAUUAUUGAGCACAUAAUUUGCACAUGGUUUAUAUGAGUUCUCUUUGACAUCAAACUAUAAAAAAGAGCCAUUGGUACAUGUGUAGUAUGUGUACGAAAGGGCAUUUUUACCUUUGUCUGAAUGGAUGUCUCCUGACAGCUGAGAUCAAUAUUAAAAUGAUUGUAGGAAAUGUUAAAGGGACGCUUUCUCUCUGAGACAGUAUCAAAUGUGAGGUUUUGUGAAAAUACAAAAUCUGUUUUACGGUUGCGUUUCCUAGUUACAGUGCCUCCGCUGUAUGGUCCUGGUUUUCAUUUCAUUGUUCUGGAUGAUAUCUGGUUUCAUCAGUUUGGUUGCUAAGAAACCAAAUGAACUGUAAUAUAAUUGCUACAGUCUGCAUGCAAGACCCCGUUUUUGGUUGAGUAGCAACAUUUUAGCAGACUAUAUGUCACAGUCACAUUCUAGCUUGUAAAUUGAGCCAUUUAAGAUAAAUGUAUAGGGGAAAGCCCUUUUCAAAUAUGCAUGCGUAGUAGUAGAUUCUGGUCACACCUACUAACAAAGAUACACACAGUUAACAGUAAAAUACAUAGUCUAGUGGCUGUAAAAGCUGUAAAAUAAACACACCAGCAAUAUGGUUUCACCCACAAUAUUUCUUGCAAUCUAAAUAGAGAUCCACUCCUUUAAAUGACUAGGAAUACUGCAGUUUUUAUGAUGACUCAGUAUUGUGUGGCAUUGUACUCCAUCCUAUCCUUUGAGCUGUUACGCUGUAAUUGUGCUACACAAGAAAAAAAAUGCAUAUAGGCUUGAAAAAGCAGAGUCUAUUGUAUUUAGUCAGUACUUCUCACUUUCAAUGGGCUGAUCACUCCAGGUGUUGAAGGACAAGGAAUGGGCCAGGACUUGAAGUUCAGCUCUAUAAAAUGCUGCUGUCUGAAAAAUCGCAAAUCACAUCUGUUCGUCGUGCGUUUGACAUGAGGCGUUUUUACUAAAACGUCCUCACAGCCUUCCCUUUCUGGUUGUCGUCUACCGUGAUACCCUCAGCGGCCAACUUGGCUGCUGUAUGUGAGGGCCCAGUCAAGCACUAGCCAUGCACCGUGAGUCUGCUUCCAGUUUUAGCUUCUCUUUGUGUGUGAGUGUGUGAGGGAUGGGAGUUUUUUUUGUGUCUGACCUCUACAGCCUGCUGCCUGCUAAGCAUCAAGUCUGAUCCCACCACUAGAAGUGCUGCUAUGCACUCCAACACCCUGGUGCUAUAUCUCUCAUCCUAUAUGCUGUCUGGUUUGGACUGCGUGUGGCAUCAGACCAGAGUGAAAUGAUGAUAUGACAAUGUCAUACUGCUGCAGACAUGUUGUGGUAUUGUGCUUGUAUUCUCAGCUUGCUCUGAAUGAACUCUGAUUAAAAUGAUGAUACAGAAUUGUGUGUUGUGACUUAUUUCACCC
Thunnus maccoyii (southern bluefin tuna) is the source of this 3641-nucleotide messenger RNA. RefSeq names its product microtubule-associated protein 6b (gene map6b). Gene Ontology annotation, biological process: microtubule cytoskeleton organization; regulation of microtubule cytoskeleton organization; cytoskeleton-dependent intracellular transport. The record is from RefSeq and is a predicted model, not a curated record. Gene Ontology annotation, cellular component: microtubule; cis-Golgi network; Golgi-associated vesicle. The transcript has 4 exons. NCBI's taxonomy places the organism in Eukaryota, Metazoa, Chordata, Actinopteri, Scombriformes, Scombridae. The coding region runs from base 782 to 1960 and encodes 392 amino acids. Gene Ontology annotation, molecular function: calmodulin binding; microtubule binding.